AUGUCUGGAUACGGUGAUGACCAACAAUCCGGUGGAGGCUACGGAGGUGGUGACAGUGGCAUGAGCGGUGGCCAGGGAGGCCAAUCAGGCGGUGACUCCGGCUCCGGAGGCUACGGAGGUGGACAAUCUGGUGGUGACUCCGGCUCUGGAGGCUACGGAGGAGGUCAAUCUGGCGGCAUGGGUGGUGACUCCGGCUCCGGAGGAGGAUACGGUGGAGGCCAAUCAGGCAGCAUGGGUGGUGACUCCGGCUCUGGAGGAGGAUACGGUGGAGGCCAAUCAGGCGGCAUGGGUGGUGACUCCGGCUCUGGAGGAGGCUACGGUGGAGGACAAUCAGGCGGCAUGGGUGGUGACUCCGGCUCUGGAGGAGGCUACGGAGGAGGUCAAUCAGGCGGCGACUCCGGCUCCGGAGGCUACGGUGGUGACUCUGGAUCAGGCAACCAGUCUAGCGGAGGCUCAGGUAACCAAUCGGGCGGAGGCUCAGGUGGAGGACUCAAGGGCAAACUAAUGGGCAUGGCCGAGAACAAGUUCGGUGGUGGUGGUGGUGGUGGUGGCAGCAGCAACAACGGCAAUCAGGGUGGCAGCAACUGGCGUGAUUUCUACGACUGUCCUCUCCACUUGACUACCACGACCAGCAAUCCUGUGUGCAUGGAUCCGAACCAAUGCACCUCUGGUGCUCUCCUUGACCGUGCCUCCGCAGACGUAGCGCAGCUCCUGCGCCGUUUCGAGAACAUCAUUGCGUUUGAAUCCGUCCGUGUUGCCUUACUGCAGCAAAGAGUGGGACGGUCCAGAAUAUAUGGAAGGCUGACGUGUGGUGGAGUGUGCAGGACGGCAAGCAAGAUCGCAAUGCCACUGCCGUGGGGGCCUAUCAGAUGGAGGUCGAGACGUCGGCAUUGGUACGAUAUCUACAAUCUUCCUAUUGCCCCCAACGGCUUCAAAAACGAUGGAGCCUACAUGAUUGUUGCCCGCUUCUACGGUUCACGCGCCCCUUUUUCAGUGCGUGUGGGAAGUGUCCUGACAGUAUUCUGUCCCCAGAUCCGGGCCGCAGAGGAUAUCCUGUCCCUGACACGGAUACUCAAGGAAGCGUGGCUGUUUGGCAAACUGCAGACGGUGGGGAGCAGCGAGGCGGAGACGAGGGCGGAAGCUGCGGCGGUGAAGGUGGCGGCGGGAUUGAGCAGGUUGCGGGGCGGCAACGGAGCGGAGGCCACGGGGUCGAAUCAAGAGCCAACCGGGAGCAAUGGAGACGGUAGAGGAGUUGGAAAAGAGGGUGAGGAACGAACGGGCUGA
Molecule: messenger RNA, 1284 nt
Organism: Letharia lupina
Lineage: Eukaryota; Fungi; Ascomycota; Lecanoromycetes; Lecanorales; Parmeliaceae
Exons: 6
Coding region: 1-1284 (427 amino acids)
Source: RefSeq, a predicted model, not a curated record